This is a messenger RNA of Leptopilina heterotoma, 531 nucleotides long. RefSeq lists its product as uncharacterized. Lineage: Eukaryota; Metazoa; Arthropoda; Insecta; Hymenoptera; Figitidae. The coding region runs from base 1 to 531 and encodes 176 amino acids. Gene Ontology annotation, cellular component: plasma membrane. Gene Ontology annotation, molecular function: olfactory receptor activity; odorant binding. Gene Ontology annotation, biological process: detection of chemical stimulus involved in sensory perception of smell; sensory perception of smell. The transcript has 4 exons. The record is from RefSeq and is a predicted model, not a curated record.
AUGGACGGUGAAGCUGAAAUGACAAUUCUCUUUGACAUUAUGAUCGGCCAUUGGACGAAGAAGAAAAAUAAGGAAGAAUUGAAAAUAAUGCAGAAGAAUGGUUAUCAUGGAAAAAAAUUUUCCCUAAUAUGCAUUAUUUUGCCGUACUCAACUGUUCACUGUCGCUUAUUACAAUGGGUUUUGGAAAAUAUAAGCAAUUGGAAUAAUCCAAUUGGAAAUAAUUUUACACUUUACGUUGAAGCUCAUUAUCCAUUUAGUUGGAGUUAUACUCCAAUUUUUGAGAUCACAUGUUUUUUACAAUAUCUUGGAGUGAGUUUUUAUUUUGCUCAAACAGCAUAUGAAUCGAAAUGGUACAAUUUACCACCGCAUAAAUCAAAAUGUCUUCUUCUUUUGAUGCAAAGUGGUUAUAAACCAAUUCCAAUAACAGCUGGUAAAUUUUUCGUUCUUAACUUUAUGCUAUUUGGAAGCAUUAUAAAAACAUCUAUGGGUUACCUAUCAUUUUUAAUAACAAUGAAAGAAAGCAAUAAAUAA